AUGUCGAAUCGCGCACUUGCUCGGGAUAUGCAGGUUGAGUUCCAGGCUCGGUUCCAAGCGAAGCAAGCUCGGCGAGAAGCGCAGAAAGCCGCAAAACAAGAUCCUAUCCUGAAGAAGCAGAUUCAAGAUCUCCUCAAGAAGGGCGAGACAGCAAAAGCAUACCAAAAGGCCAAGAUGCUACUGUCUAAGCAGGCCUUGGCUCAACAAAUGGACCAAAUGGCUGAUAUGGCCGAGCUUUCUGCCGCGCAGAUUCAAGCCAAUAAUUCAAUGAAUCGUAUGACGCACAUGAUGGGCCAGUCGUCUCGUACUAUGUCCGUGGCACAAAAGAACAUGAACCCCGAGAAGACCCUUGUGACCCUUGAGCAAUUCAAGCAGCAGAACGAAGAGUACGCCGUGUCCAACGGCAUCUACCAGGACGCCAUUUCGCAGACUACGAGUGCUCAGGUGUCGGAUGACGCUGUGCACGAGCUAUUGGGCAAACUGGCCGAUGACGCUGGGGUGCAACUCAAUGCUGAACUCAACAGCGCGGCACCAGCCAAGGAGGAACUUGUCUCUGCCGAACCCACUGCAGAGGAGGAAGACGCAUUGCAGCAGAGACUGCGUGCGCUGAGGGCCUGA
Messenger RNA from Colletotrichum orchidophilum, 618 nucleotides. Its product is annotated as Snf7 family protein. Gene Ontology annotation, cellular component: multivesicular body; ESCRT III complex. The coding region runs from base 1 to 618 and encodes 205 amino acids. The transcript is spliced from 4 exons. NCBI's taxonomy places the organism in Eukaryota, Fungi, Ascomycota, Sordariomycetes, Glomerellales, Glomerellaceae. The record is from RefSeq and is a predicted model, not a curated record. Gene Ontology annotation, biological process: protein transport; endosome transport via multivesicular body sorting pathway; late endosome to vacuole transport.